GCAGGGAAGUGAGGGAGGAAUUGGGAUCCCAUUACCUGGCGGGAAGGAACCUCCAACCCAAAUAAUACCCUUCUUCUUCUUCUCAGUUAGUGUCAUGGAUUUCCUCUUCCUUGGAUUAAGGUUUCCUUGCUAGGGUUUUGUCCUUUUUCUUUUUUCUCUUUCCGGGAAGGAUAAGGAUGGGUGAGAAUGGGGACGUGGUGUAUGGAUCUGGGUUUGAUUUUGACCAGCCUGAUGUGUCGCCGGCGAUUGGGACUGGGAAGAAGAAGUUCCCUAAAAGAUCGAGCCUUGAUGAAGAGGAUUUCAUCAAUUUGUUGCAUGGCUCCGAUCCUGUCAAGAUUGAGCUCAAUCGCCUCCAAAAUGAACUAAAAGAAAAGGAUCGUGAAUUAUCAGAAGCUCAUAGUGAAAUCAAAGCUUUAAAGCUAACUGAGAGAGCAAAAGAUAAGGCCCUUGAUGAGGUUUCUGAGGAGCUUGAGAAGAUGGUGGAGAAGUUUCAGGCAUCAGAGGAUGCUCUUGAGAACAAGAACCUAGAAAUAAAGAAAAUCAUUGAUGAAAAGAAAGAGGCUUUGGCAGCACAAUUUGCCGCUGAGGCUACUCUCAGAAGAGUACAUGCUGCUCAGAAAGAUGAGGAGCUACCAAGUUUGGAAGCCAUACUUUACCCACUUGAAGCAGAGAUUAAACUCCUCAAGCUAGAGCACACAAAGCUUCAGGAUGACAAUAGAGCCUUGGAGAGGUUGACAAAGACCAAGGAAGCAGCUUUGCUGGAGGCAGAAAGAGAAGUCCAAUUUGCGAAGAUUAAGGCUGCACUUGUUGAUGACCUCCAAAAUAAGAAUCAGGAACUCAUGAAACAGAAUGAUAUUUGUCAGGAAGAGUACAAAAUAUUAGAUAGGAUGCAUCGCCUUAAGGUAUCUGAGGUUGAGAAGCUGACCCAAACUGUGCAUGAGUUAGAGGAGGCUCUUCUUUCAGGAGCUGCUGCUGCAAAUGCAGUGCGUGAUUAUCAGCGCCAAGUUAGUGAGUUAAAGGGAGAGAAAAGAACUCUUGAGAGGACAUUGUCUCGGGCAAAGGUUACAGAAAAUCGAGUUGCAGUUGUGAUUGCAAACGAGUGGAAAGAUGCCAAUGACAAAGUUAUGCCAGUAAAACAGUGGCUUGAAGAACGGCGGUUACUGAUGGGUGAAAUGCAGCAACUUCGUGAAAAACUCUCUAUAGUAGAGCGCGCUGCCAAAACGGAGGCUCAGCUAAAAGAGAGGUUUCAGCUACGGUUGAAGGUUCUUGAAGACUGUUUGAAGACCUCUUCCCGCUCAGGAAUGCGGAGCAUUGCUAAUGGAUUGUCUCGGAGCCGUUCUGUAAAUGGUGCUGAGUAUUCUUCAAGUCCUGCAAAUGUGCUGGUCACACGGAAACCAUUAGACCCUGUUCAAAGAUCAUCAAUGUUGCCUAGUCCAUCCAGUGUGAUGUUGAAACAUGCCAAAGGAGCAUCUAGAUCUUUUGAUGGAGGCAGAACAUCAUCAGAUGAAAAUCAAUGCAGAGCAAAGUCAUUUGGAGAUGAUUGCAGCGGUGAUCCUUUGAAAGAUGAUAAGGUGGGGUUAUCAAUAAAUGAUGGCUCAAUUGAAUCAGUUGAAGAGACUCUCAUUGACGGCAAGCCACGGGAUCAUGUAGAAACUGCUAGCGAUGAGUCAGUAUCGGGGGUAUUUUACGAUAUACUUCAGAAGGAGGUUAUUGCUUUGAGAAAAGCAUGCCAUGAGAGGGAGCAAAACUUAAAAGACAAGGAUAGCUCUAUAGAGAUGCUAUCAAGGAAAAUUGAUACUCUGACCAGAUCAAUGGAGGUAGAGACCAAGAAACUACGACGGGAAAAAGCUGCUGUCGAGAAGGAGGUAGCAACAAUGCGGGUCGAGAAAGAGCAUGAACAGAAAGCUAGACGUCUGAAGGGAAUGGUCAACAUACUUCACAAUUGAGAGUAAACUGAACAUGGGCUUAAUGAGGACUCCCCCAUAUAAACCCUUUGUUCCUGCAAACUUUCUGACAUUAACCUUGAGACUGUUCCAAGAAUUCAUCAAAAGAGUUUUCUGCAAGUGUUUUUGGUGUGUAGUUUGAUGCAACAUGAAGGGAAUGAGAUGCUGCUCUGUGACAUUGAGAUGUCAUCUGUGCGCUGUACAUGUAUGUCUCAUGCAUGAUAUCUGAUUGCACAUAGAAGUUGGUUUGCUGAACUUGGAAGAGGUUUUAAGAAGAUCUUUAAAUAAAUAUGUAAUAUAUCAAGAGAAAGUGCAUCAAUGCAUUUGAUGAGUGAGUGAUUUUACAUUCAACUACUAACCACGUUUCUAUGGCAAUACAAGUUUAAAAGGAUCA
Molecule: messenger RNA, 2337 nt
Organism: Dioscorea cayenensis subsp. rotundata (Guinea yam)
Lineage: Eukaryota; Viridiplantae; Streptophyta; Magnoliopsida; Dioscoreales; Dioscoreaceae
Product: microtubule-associated protein 70-1-like
Exons: 11
Coding region: 177-1946 (589 amino acids)
Biological process (GO): cytoskeleton organization
Molecular function (GO): microtubule binding
Source: RefSeq, a predicted model, not a curated record